AUGGAACUGAGAUUCGUGAGUAUUAUUGUUGCCUUAGAUGCAAAAAGCCAAUAUGACGCCCUAGCAAUUGCUGAUCAGCUUGACCCAUCACUAUGUCGUUUAAAAGUCGGUAAAGAACUAUUUACCCAUGAAGGCCCUCUGGUUGUGAAAGCACUACAUGAUAAGGGCUUUGAAGUAUUCCUCGAUUUAAAAUUUCAUGAUAUUCCGAACACAACUGCGCAGGCAGUUUGUGCUGCGGCCGAUUUGGGCGUAUGGAUGGUCAAUGUCCAUGCCUCAGGUGGGCGUAGAAUGAUGGAAACUUGUGUAGAACGCUUAAAAGCAGGUAACUAUAAAACUCAAUUGAUUGCGGUUACUGUACUUACUUCAAUGGAACGUGAAGACUUGCGUGAUAUUGGUUUAGACAUAGAGCCAUUUGAACAAGUGAAACGUCUGGCUAAAUUGACGCAACAGAGUGGUUUGGAUGGCGUGGUAUGCUCGGCUCAGGAAGCCAAAAUGUUACGUCAGGAUUUGGGUGCUGAAUUUGCUUUGGUAACACCAGGGAUUCGUCCAGCUGGUGCAAAUGCAGAUGAUCAAAAGCGUAUUGUAACGCCUAAGCAGGCCAUGCUUGACGGUUCUACUCAUUUAGUGAUUGGUCGUCCAAUUACUCAAUCUGAACAUCCAAUGCAGCCAGAACACUUACCGCAAUUGGCGCCAAUACCGACAGAACAAAACCACUGA
Messenger RNA from Oppiella nova, 717 nucleotides. The record is from the annotation of a GenBank genome assembly. Lineage: Eukaryota; Metazoa; Arthropoda; Arachnida; Sarcoptiformes; Oppiidae.